AUGUUCAAGACAAGUCCAAAUUUUGCUCGAAAAGGACACCAACAAAUCACAGGCAGCGAAGCGGACGAAAAGGACCGCAUAAUAGCUGGGGUGCAAUUUAUUGUCCGUUACAUUGGAUCUACAGAAGUGGCCUCCGCAAACGGGACAGGUAGCGGAAAAACUGAAAAACCCGUCGCCCACGUGUUUGACCAGCAGAGAAGAAAAGAAAAUGGAAAAACGCAAAAGAAACUGAUUUUGACACUGUGCUCAAAGAACCUAAGCGUCACUGACGAAGCUUGUGGUAAACUAAUCGCCAGUUUUCCUAUCUCGAAGAUUACAUUCUGUAACCUCGACAAGUUCUACGAGAAGGCCUUCGUCUUUGUUGCGCGUGACAAACCCGAGAAUCCCUUCAAAGCAUUUGUCUUUACCUGCGAAAGUAAAACCAAAGCCAGAGAAGCUUUCAAGGCGCUCUCACUGGCGUUUAUUAUCAACUACGAAUGCUACCAAGCAUCUCUUGCCCGCUGUGCGCCGAACGGGAAGGGAACAACCGGUGACCGCUCACCCAAUAGUGAUGAACAGAAAAGCAAUUUUCUCAACCGAAUGGCCGACGCCGGGUUUGACGCUGGUAAAGAAUCUUCUUUGCAGUUUCCGAACGGUAAUGGUCCGUCCAACAAAGAAAGUAUCCCAACUACGUUACGUAAAUUGCCCGUUAAAAACGAAACUGUCCUGAUCACUGACUGUCGUAAGCAUACAAGGAGCGCGUCGGAUCCCACUCAAAUUGGAAAAACAAGGACGCCCAAUCUUACUCCGUCGCCUUUGAUAACUGUUACAGCAACUAACAACAGUAAAGAUGGUGAGAUGGAGGAAGAAUUCACUGAAUUCGCUGAGCUGAGAUCAAAAUGCCGAUCGAGUUCCGCGAUCUUCGGGAACAAUCACGCAGGAAGUACCUGGGAAGGUUUCCAGCUCUGUGAAGGCAGCGCCCCAAACGUUUGGCCGGGAGGCUUUCAGGGUGCAUGCCCUCCAAUUUAUUAA
Molecule: messenger RNA, 1011 nt
Organism: Porites lobata
Lineage: Eukaryota; Metazoa; Cnidaria; Anthozoa; Scleractinia; Poritidae
Source: the annotation of a GenBank genome assembly